GUUAAAAGCGCCUCUGCACUCCAGCGUGCUCUCAUCCCCAUCACAGACGGAGCAUCCCCGUCCUGCCGAGCGCUUCACACAUGCUGACAAAGCUGCGCCAGAAGCUGGGAUAUGGAUGCUCUCAGAGGAAAGGGAUAAGCCUGGACCAAGAGAAGAAACAGAGUCGAGAGAAGAGAAAGGAUUCCAUGAUCUCUGCAGGUGAUGCCGAGUUCCCACGAGAUUACCACACCCUGGCUGCCAGGGGCGGCCGUGGGGCACGGCGGUUCCAGGACAACAGCAAUGGCGGGUUCACGUCUUCCUCGCUGGACCGCCGGCACAACUCUGUGGCUGCAAAGAGCUUGGAGGCCCUGAACAGCAUGCACAAGGCGGACAUCGAACGGCAGCGAGAUGCCCUGAUGGACCUCCAGAAGAACAAGUACACAAACAGUCCGGGCAGCUUGUCACAAGGCUCCGCUGCUGCUGGCCGACAGCAACAACCAAACUACUGGAGCUUCAAGAGCCGUACGCCCCGCGUGACCCGACUCAGCCCAACUCAGCCAGCUCUUGCAGACCAGGCCAACAGGGUUUCUUUUGCCUCAGCUGAAAAUCUGGAGACCAUGUCUGAACCUGACAUCCCCAUCGGCUUUAACCGGAUGAACCGGCUUCGCCAGAGUCUUCCACUGGCCCGCUCGUCUAGUCAGGCCAAACUGCGGGCACCAGGAAUUCUCUUCCUCCAGCUCGGGGAGGAAAUUCGCAGGGUGCACCUGACCCAUGAGUUGACCAGCCUGGACACCCUGAGGGCCCUCAUUGUUCACAUGUUCCCCCAGAGGCUCACCAUGGCCAUGCUCAGGUCCCCCAGCACAGCUCUACUAAUCAAGGAUGAGACUCGUAACGUCUUUUAUGAGCUGGAGGACCCGCGGGAUGUUCAGGACCGCUGCGUCAUUAAAAUUUACUGCAAAGAGCCCAUCUAUGGCACUUACCCCGGACACCACAACCCCCACAUCGCUAACGGAGACUUGAGAAGGGAGAUGGUGCAUGCGCCCCAGGACUCUCCAUCAAACCGUCGCCUCGGUAACCCCGCCAUGUCCUCCCAGCAUUCGUCAUCCUCUGCUUCACCUCCUCAAGGCUCACCGUCCCGUGCCCGCCUGCUCUACAGCUCCGGGAGGCCUUCGUCCUACGCGGGGCCGCCCCACCACACCCACUCUUUACCUCACCCACACUCCCAGUCCCAUCACUCCUCUCCCCUCCAGCAGCCCCAGCUCCACCAGCCCCACCACCCCCAGCCGGCCUUCUGUACCUCCUCCAGCGCCAUCCUGGAGCGCAGGGAUGUGAAGCCUGAUGAUGAGGUGGGCGGUUCCAGGAGCAUGGUGCUGCUGCGAGGAGAUGGAGGUGGGAUCUACGCAGACCCGUACGCUUUGGGCCCAGACACGAGUCGGCUGAGCUUUGCGGCAGGUCCUCACUCUCCUCUACCUGCCCGAGCCGACCCCUACGCUUCCUUAUACCGCCGCGGGGGAGGACCAGGUCCAGGAUCAGUUCGGUCGCUAACCUCCUACUCUGCUGCGGCGUUACAGGGAGAGCUAAUGGAAAGCGGAGUUCUCUACAGGCCCGGGGGGCCACUGUACAACGACGCCUACACUGCUUCCAUGCUGGCAAUGGGUCUGAGGGUUCCACCACCCUCUUCUCCUCAGAAGAUACCUGAUAUGAGGGAUUCCUACGGGGGGACUAUGUCCACUCGCGGUUCUCCAGGGAGGCAGAGUUUAAGAAGGGACUCGGUUACCUCCUCUGUGUUUGGCGACAGCCCCAAAGUCCGGGGCCAGGGUCCAGGGUUGGGUCUGACAGCAGAGCAGCUCUGCCUUAUUGGUGGAGGUGAUGGAGGAGGCAGCACUGGAGGCUAUGGGUCACCGCUGAUGGGGAAUGAAACUGAGACCAGGGAGCGAAUGGAGGCAAUGGAGAAGCAGAUAGCGAGCCUGACGGGGCUGCUGCAGAGAGUACUGACCAGAGCGCCUGAAGCUGACAGUCCGGAGAAGCUCGAGACGGCUAGUGACUGUUCAGGAAAUGACCCUGGACAAACUAAAAAAAAGAAAGCUCUGACACCAUCUGCUCCCCUGGCUCUGAUGCCCCCUCCAUGUUUGGCGGCCAACCAGCCCGUAGCCGUGUCCCGUAUGCAGAUGCAGCUCCACCUCCAAGGCCUGCAGCAGAACACCAAUGCCCUGCGCAAGCAGCUGUCACAGCUGCGCAACAUGCAGCUGGAGAACCAGGACUCCGUUCUGUCUCUACUGCGUCAGACUGAGUCUGAGCUGAGCCUCAUGAUGCUGGACGCCAUGCGACCCCAAGAGGACCCGCUCCAAAGACAGCGGCUCUUAGUGGAAGAGGAGCGGCUGAAGUAUUUGAACCAGGAGGAGCUUCUCAUCCAGCAACUGCACGACCUGGAGAAAUCUGUUGAGGAGCUGCAGAGGAACUCGUCUGUCAACCACGGCCUGGUGACGGAGCAAGAGGUGGAGCAGAAGAGCAAAGAGCUGAGGAUGUUGGGAGAGACUCUCGCUGAACUCAAAAACCAGUUCCCCAGCCUGCAGAGUAAGAUGCGAGUGGUGCUGAGGGUGGAGGUGGAGGCUGUUAAGUUCCUAAAAGAGGAGCCUCAACGCCUGGAAGCUCUACUGAAACGCUGCAACACCAUGACUGAUGCUCUCUGCACACUUCGCAGACAAGUCUCAGAAGGUGUGUGGAAGACCCCUGAAGACCUUUCCAGUCAAUCCCAGAAAAGAUCAGACGACCUGAGUCGCAGCUCUGACCUGGACAUCCUGAACAGUCCUCCUCUCAGCCUCAGUGACCUGAGCACCAGUUCCGGUCUGGCCAACUGGAUGCCCCUGUCCUCCUCUGCCAGUGAAGCUGACACCUCCGGUCCUGAGCAGGACGUCCAGUCAUCCAUGACCUUCAGAAACCGAGUCCUGGAUGAGCUGCCCAGUCGGCGCCCUGCAGACAAAGCCGUGUCUGCUGAAGUCAGACUGGCGGCUGAGCGGGACUGGGAGGAGAAACGUGCCAGUUUGACCCAGUUCAGCGCCCAGGACAUCAAUCGCCUGCUGGAAGAAACCCAGGCUGAGCUGAUGAAAGCUAUUCCAGACUUGGACUUUGCUGCCAAGCACAUAAACAAACCGGCAGUGCCCCCCAAACCUCAGAUUACCCUCCCAAUAAGCUCCACCACAGCUACUUCUUCAGCUGCUGGGAGCACUGGGACCACAGCCACUACUAUGUCCAGUGGGGAGCAGCAGCCUGGCAAAGUGCAGCUCGCUGCUCAGAAGCUCAACAGCAUGGAGGGUGGCGGCUCACAUCGAGGGUCUGUGGACCUCAGUGUAGCCAGAUACAAAACAGAAAAACCCUCCAAGUCUCCUCCACCGCCUCCCCCUCGCCGAAGCUUCCCGUCGGCUCACGGCCUCACCACGAACCGCACCGGAGAGGUGAUCGUCACCAACAAGAACCAGAAGAUUGAAGAAGAUGGUGACAUGCCAAAAACUUUGGUAAAGCUAAGAAGGACCCCCUCAGACACACCCCGGCCAGCCUCCACUCCACCUGUGAUCGCCGCCUCAGCCAUUCAGGAUGAAGAUGACGAAGAGAAGAUUCUCGCUGAGCUAGAGAAUAGCAGUAACUCGCCAGGACCAACGAAAGGUCCCACCGUCGCAGCCCGACUCAAGCACCUUCAACAGGGCAGCCUGGAGAGACCAAAAACCCGCAAGCAGAAAGAGGAUUUCCCCAAACUCCAGGGCCAGCAGCAGGUAUUCCACUUCUAACCCCUCUGACGCUCCGCCUGCCUCUCCUCUCUGCUGUCACUUCAGAGGAAGCUCCGCCUCUUUGUCCCAGAAGACUGUAUGAGGGAGAACAAACUGAUUUUCACCUCCUCUUCUUGUGUGUUUUAAUGUUUGGGUGGCUGGAUUUGGACGAGCUUGUUGAAGCAUCAAGUUUUUGUCCAGUGUGUUAGAUUUUUUUCCACUAACCUAAAUUCAGUCAGAAGAAUUCUGAUCGUUCAUCAUGUUAAAACUGCUGCCCUUAAAUAGCCAGAAGGACACAGCUUAUUAUGCAGAAUGAUUGGAGUGAGGUUGUGUGAGUUUAAUUCAUGCAGGAAAUGAAUUCAGAAGCAGCAGAAAGAGCAAAGCAGACAUGGAAAACAAAAUGCACAUGGAGGCACAAAAAAUAUAACAGUUUAAAAAGAAUUCUGCAUAUGUAAUAUUAAAUAUUGCUUAAAAAAUACAAAAGAUGAGCAUAAAUUGAUGUCCUUUCAUAUUGUUUUUUGAGGCUGACUUGACUGUUUAUUUUACUGGCUGGAAAUACCUCAUUCAAUCAUUUCCCCCUAAAGCCCUUUCCUGAAAAACAUCUUCAAUUUAGCUUUUGUCCAAGCAAAAAGGAUGCAGUUGUGAACUGAUUAUCAACAACAGUUAAAUUGGUCACUAUUUUGUGACUCUACAGAAUUUACAAAGCAUUUGUUGCUUGUUCAAAUUAAAAUUCUGUUGGGUUUUUUUUCUACAAGAUUCAAACCUGCUGCUCACAGACUGUAACACAAACCAAGUAUACAGGAGUCAAAAAAUAAUUCUGUAAUAAUAAAGCCCUACAGGAGUACAUAAAUAUAACUUACAGUCCCAUAAUUAGUCAGAUCAUUUUAUCUCCAUGUAGAUUUCACUAAAUUAGAGAAAGUUAAUUUAUUUGAGUAAAAGCAAGCAGGGAUAGCUCAACAUAAACAGGUUCUAAGUCCUGCUGGGAAAUUAAUAGAGGAACAAAUGAAGAGGUCUAAAUUUUCUGGUGAACAGCUGCACUGACACUGGACUUGAUAAAGCUCAGUGGACCAGCUGAGCAGAUGAAAUGGCACCCACUCAUCCAGGGAAACGCCACACUGGACUCCAAAUUGGAUUCAAAUAAAGUGAAAAUUUCAUUCAAAAAGAGUAGCAGUCUAGUCCUUCUUGGACUUUGCUUCACAAUCGAUUUAUGCUGCAAUCUUCCUGUUGCUUGUGCACUUAUUUUCUACUACACUUCUUCCUUCUAAUAAACCUUCUGCUAAUUAUGCAAAGUAAAUUUCCACAAAGUAAAUCUGUGCAACGAAUGUUGCAGACAAAAUUCUAAUCUGUCGAGAUGCACGCCAAAAACAUCAAAGUACAAAACCUGGAGCUAAGACACUGUGUUGAGGAAAUAGAAUCCGUUCCCUUCCUCAUGUUUGGAUUCGUGAACUCCAGUAAAACCUCCAGAAGAAAUUGAGUCCAGCCUGAGCAGAGUUAGUGAUAAACGCACAGCUUGUUUGAAAACGGAGGCUGGAGUAUUAUUGUCUCCAUGAAUGGAUGAAUCAUAUCUGCUCCUUCAGACACAGCCAACCGCUUUCGACCUAGCUAUGUUUCUGAGAGUACCAAGCACAUCCAGCUGGCCACUCAAAGCUUUUUCAGUUUUCCUCUGUAGGCUUUCAGGCUUUAUACAUUCAGAGGAUCUCUGCACAGAAAAUGUAUUCCUGAAACAUAAAAGCUCAGAUGUUUGUAAAGUAAAGAAAGUAAAGCCUCUGUACUGUUAUAUUACGGCCUCAUAUUAAGAAGGCCAUGGCCAGUGGUUUGAAAUCUGUCUGUCCUAACAACAAAUCAAAUAUAAUACUCCAACCACAGCUGUGGUGCUAAUGCAACACUUAAAUCAUUCCUGUACUGUAGUUUGUAUAAUCAGAAUAUUAUAAUAAUAUUACAGAAGCAGUUUGGUACUGAUAAUAAAAGAUUCAAUUUCAGUUUGUAUUGUUAGUCAUAUUCAAUCAAGUUCCGGUCAAAUACAGAGAAACUGCAGAAAAAAGCUUUACUCUUUAAUUGGAAUCUAGAAUGAAUCAAAUUUGUUUUAAAAACAAAAGUAUAAAAUUUUGAUGCUGUACAAAAUAUUUUUCUGCCUUGAGAUAAAAAAGCCUCAAUAGCAACAAUCUUUCAAAAUGUGCAGAUACACAAAACAAACUACAUGUCGUCGCUUGAGAUACAACUGGAAACAUAUGAUUUAUGUAGAAGAAGCUAAAAUAUUUUAUGUUAGAUGAAGUGGAGUUUAACCCUGUCAUACAUAACAUGAUGUAUAUUAAAUGCAUUUGUUUACAGAUUUUAAAAUCUAAUGCAAGUAAUUUCUACAAUAAAAUUAAUCACAUUUACCGUUAGCAGAAAGUAAAAAAAAAAUAUAUAUAUAAAUGUUCCCAAAAUAAGUUUUAAAUAUGCGCAUCAGUUUUAUCUCUUGUCGGUUUUGGAGACAAAAAGUCCUUUUGUGCCCUGUUAGAACUGGCUUAAGUAAAUUUUCGUGUCCUGUUUUAGUAUUUUAUUUUUAUUAUUCCUUUAUUUAACCAGGUAAACCCCAUUGAGAUCUAGAUCUCAUUUUC
Molecule: messenger RNA, 6340 nt
Organism: Xiphophorus maculatus (southern platyfish)
Lineage: Eukaryota; Metazoa; Chordata; Actinopteri; Cyprinodontiformes; Poeciliidae
Gene: srcin1b
Product: SRC kinase signaling inhibitor 1
Exons: 19
Coding region: 81-3761 (1226 amino acids)
Biological process (GO): regulation of dendritic spine morphogenesis
Cellular component (GO): postsynaptic density; cytoplasm; actin cytoskeleton
Source: RefSeq, a predicted model, not a curated record